Adineta steineri is the source of this 618-nucleotide messenger RNA. Lineage: Eukaryota; Metazoa; Rotifera; Eurotatoria; Adinetida; Adinetidae. The record is from the annotation of a GenBank genome assembly.
AUGUUCAAUUACUCAUCAAGAAUAUUAUAUAGUAUCAGGUAUGAACUUCAAUCAAACGAAGAUACUCAACGUAGUUUUACUGGAAGAAGAUAUCUACCAGUCGCUAUGUAUAUUAAUUCAAAUACAUUUGAAUGUGAUGGUGCAUGUUACAGUUAUUCACUUCCAUAUGAUUUCGAGCAAUUUCAUCUGAAUAAUUUAUUUCAAGGUGGUACAUUUCACAAAGUUCGACAUUUAAUAAUGAUUGAGAGAGGACCUUUUGAAGAUAAAUUAUUUGAAUAUAUUUCUCGAGAUUUUCCUUUUCUUGAAAUCUUAGAAGUUAGUAAUGUUUGGCCGCAAGAAAGCUAUCAAUAUUCAUUUACAUUAAUGACAUUUCCAUAUUUGAAAUAUCUUAAUCUAGAAUAUUCACAUUUGUGUUACACUGUACAAUUUCUUUUAAAAACAAGUAUGCACUUACCUCGUUUAUUAUAUCUUUCUAUCCCAUAUCAAUCACUUGUAUUUCUAACAAAGAAUUUUACGACUGAUCCAUCAUAUUUCAAUUUUGACACUUUGAAAAGUCUUGAUCUAUGUGAAUCAUUUUUUCGAUCAGAAAAUUUUCAUCAUUACUUUCCUUUAUUGUAA